Nymphaea colorata (pocket water lily) is the source of this 1573-nucleotide messenger RNA. RefSeq lists its product as uncharacterized. Bases 435 to 1397 code for a protein of 320 amino acids. NCBI's taxonomy places the organism in Eukaryota, Viridiplantae, Streptophyta, Magnoliopsida, Nymphaeales, Nymphaeaceae. The record is from RefSeq and is a predicted model, not a curated record. The transcript has 3 exons.
CACGUGGCAAAGAAGUGGGGAAAACUUCUUUUCUUGAAGCGAGCCAAGUCCUACCGAAAGAUUUUGGGCGUUUAAAACUUGCCGCCAAAGUCUCUGCCCGCCAAAUAAAUUAUGAUUUUCUGAGUCAGAAAAACUGGCGCCAAGAUUUCGAAGGAUCAGAAAAUGGGGAUGCGAAUGAGGGAGCACCGCUGCACCAGUAGAAGCAAAUAAGGAAAAGCCUCUCUCCCUUCUUCCCUCUUUCUUUCUCCUUUCGCCACCCCCCGAUGGGCGACGGGGAUGGCGGAAUAUCAGAUCUGGAUGACAGUGCCCUCGAUCUGCCUUCCGAGCCGCGCGGAAGAAAUUUAUCCGUUUUUUCUCCCGUCGAUUCCCAGGUAUACCUUCUGCUGCUCCCAGUCAAUCACGUUUCCUUAUAGGGAAAAUCCGGUACAAGGUUCAUGUUUCUUGCUCGUUCUUGCUUUCUUUAUUUUUCCGAUAGAGCAGAGCCCGCUGGUAUCAGGAGCUGGUUUUCCAGCGGCGAGUGCGAUGCGUUAUUCGGGGACUCGAUUUUGCAAGAGGAUGUUCAAGGAGAAGAAGACUACCUUGCAAAUUAUUUUGAACACCCUAAUGAUCAAUGUAAAAGAGGUGGGGAUUUUCUUUUGUCUGGAAGUGGUUUCAAGGAGAACAAUAAAUGUGCGGUGUUUUCAAAUGUUGAUUCUGAUGACGAUGGGGGAGCAAAGGAGACUAAUGGCUGUGCCCAUAAUCAUCUUCACGACGAUCAGGCUACCCAACUUGAAGCAGCUGAAAUGCCUUUCUCUCUUGAGAAUGUGCUUUUAAGAGCCAAAUGUGAAGAUCUCCAAAGUAGGCGUCAAAGGUUCAGUCUUAUUCAUCCAAAAGACAUAGUAGAAGGAGGUACAAGCUCUACCGAGGAGGUUUAUACAGUUCCCGCAAUAAAGGAGGAAAAUCCCAGAAAGAAGGAAGGAUGCGAUUUAAAGAAUGUGCUUUCAAGUUGUAAACGUGAAAAUGAUCAGAAGAUGGUCACUAGACCUCUAACAGGAGCUUUUUUCUCGCCAAAGAACAGGGAAAAUAAUUUUGCCAUGGAAAUAAUUAACUCGGUGGCUGAAAAGAGAAACUGUGCAGCUUCAGCUGCAAGUAACAGCAGAACAGAGGAGAACAAAGGCUACGAUUCAACGAGCAGACAAGAGGGUUACUCAACGCUAAGCACAGCUCGUAUGGCUGCUAGCAGAAGGCCUUUUUCAGAAACAAGCAACUUUGUUCAAUUGCAGAAUCUAGAUGGAAAAGUUGGAAAAUGGCAGUGUCCUCGAAAGCGCAAGGCUGACUUUGGACCACCAAUGAAACAGCUCCGCCUUGAACGAUGGGUUCGUCGGUCUGAAACAAAACGCUUUCAGCAUAUUCGUUAAUACGUAUUUGGCUUGUUCUUGAUUUUAGUCAAGCUUGUUCAUGGUUGCUACUGUUUUUCCUAGCUGCAUAUCAGAUACUAGCUGAUGAUACAUGACCACAGUCCUGUUUGUUGUACUUCUGACGUCCUGAUGUAUCUUAAUUAGUUUAAGAGUAUCCUUCUGAAUUCCCGUCUUCU